CUGGGACCCGAUAGUUCUCGCGCGGAAGGACAUUCUUGUGGUACCCUCUGCUUCGUUGCGAUUACGUUCGGUACCGAGUACCCAGAUAAACGUUCAGAGACAGGUAGAACGGCACGAUGACAAGAUUCAUCACGACGUUGCUGUUGCUGCAGGCGAUCGCGAGGUAUGGUCGCGUGGCGGGCGCCGAGUCGACUCACGGUGCUGACCAGCCGGUCCCUUCCGCGGUCCCGUCGGGUCUUUCUGGGCCGGAUUACACGGGACCAUCUGCCGGUUCCGACGAGUGUGACCCAGAAAUGGUCGGUUUCGAGUUGGUGACCGGUUACGUGUACAGCGCGCCCACGAACAUGCUCGAGUCCAUUCCGGGCACACUGAUGCUCACCGAUUGCCUCGAGACCUGUCAGGCGAACGACUCCUGCCAGGCGGUCAACUAUGAAACGGGCUUGUGCGUGCUUUUUAGCUCGAACGCCGACAGCAACCCAGGCGCACUAUCGCAAUCGCAAUUCCCAGUGUUCACGAUCUACGCCCAAAAAAGUUGUCUGGCUGUGAAACCUUGCGAGCGGGCCUGGUGUAUCGACAGAGUGCAGGGCCACCGUCUUCAGGGCCACACACGAAGGACCAUGAACGCAUCCUCGCGACAGCACUGCCUCGAGCUCUGUUUAGGCGAAAGAGAUUUCCUAUGCCGAUCUGCCAAUUACGCGAACGCAACGAAACAAUGUGAACUGUCGGAUAUGGACCGAUUAACCGUUGCAGGCUCCAACGCUUUCCAAAUAGCUAAAGGUUUCGAUUAUCUGGAGAAUCAUUGCGUAGAUGAACCCGUGAAGCUGUGCGAAUUCAAAAAAUUGACCGGUCGCAUCUUGAAGACAGUAGACUCCGUGUACCAAGAUGUCGGCAGCGCCGAAGAGUGCAGAGAACUUUGCUUGAACUCGCCAUUCCGUUGUCAUUCUUACGAUUAUGGUGACACCGGUGACAUGGUCUGCCGUCUCAGCCAUCAUUCCAGAGCCACUCUCUCAGACAUUCAGGAACCUUAUCUAGACGUGCCUGAGGGAUCAACGUACGAGUUGAGCUCCUGCUACAACGUCACCAUCGACUGCCGUGCUGGCGACAUGGUGACUCGAAUCCAGACCAGCAAACUGUUCUACGGCAAGGUGUACGUGAAGGGAUCGCCUAACUCGUGCGUGCAGGAUGUGAAAGGUGCCUUGGAAUUCGAGCUCCGGAUGGCUUACGACGAUCUGGAAUGCAACAUUAGACAGCAAGGUCUGGGCCGGUACCUGAACGACGUCGUGAUUCAGCAUCACGACACCAUCGUCACCAGUUCCGACCUUGGCCUGGCCGUCACCUGCCAGUACGACCUGACCAACAAAACGGUGUCGAACGAGGUUGACCUCGGUGUGCACGGUGACAUAACUCCGGCCUUAUCUGAAGAGGUGAUCGUGGAUUCGCCCAACGUAGCCAUGAAGAUCACCGACCGCAGUGGAAACGAAGCGAUCCCAACAGCCGAAGUUGGUGAUCCCCUGGCGCUGAAGUUCGAGAUCCUCGACCCUAACAGCCCGUACGAGAUCUUUGUAAGAGAACUGGUGGCCAUGGACGGCGUCGACUCCAGCGAGAUAGUCUUAAUUGACUCCGACGGUUGCCCCACCGAUCACGUUAUCAUGGGCCCACUUUACAAGUCGGCUACCACCGGCAAGAUCCUGUUAUCUCACUUCGACGCCUUCAAGUUCCCCAGCUCCGAGGUGGUACAAUUCCGCGCAUUGGUGACCCCCUGCAUGCCCACAUGUGAACCGGUACAGUGCGACCAAGAAGAAGCGACCGGAGAGUUGAGAUCUGUCAUUUCCUACGGCAAACGUCGUCGUCGUCGUUCUACCGGAACCUCUUCCCAGAGCCGCGAGGAUCUGCUUCUGGUGCAAUCUAUUCAGAUCACGGACAAGUUCGGUUUCGAGCACGAGAGCAAGUUAGCGAACGCCAGCUCGGCGAGCAAGGACACCGUUUUCGUCGAAAGCGAGGACAUAUCGUCGACGAUGGGCAUGUGUAUCAACCUAGGCGAGGCGAUCGUAGCCGGCACCGUGUUCCUGGUGGCUCAGAUCGCCAUCAUCGCAGCGUGGACCUUCACCUGGCAGAGACGUCGGCAGAUGCUGAAGCAUCAGGAAGCCCUCUCGGUCUCGGUUUCCGUUCCCGGAAUGCAUUCCGUUCCGGGACGCACCGACAGCCUCUGUAAGUUGUACGACGCCGGAUAUUCAGCGCGCCGUUUUUGAGCAGCCUUCGUUUCCUGUCCCCGUCCCUCAAUCUCGUCUUCCUUCGCUGUCGACGUCACGAACUUCCAGCCGACUUCGUGGAAAUUUCGACCAGCGGAUGAGCCACACCACAUUUGUGCCAGUUUUCUGGCUGAUAAACUUGCUCGGGUUCGCAAAAACGUUUCAUACACUUCGGGUUUCAGCGUCCGUGAUCAGAGUCGAAAUUUCCGGUAAUCGCCGCCUGUCGAAGUUCCGAUAGGCUGGAGGCACUUCGUGAACAAUGUUAGCUUUCCGACGACAGCCGACUGUUGCCUUGUUAAUCGGGAACUGUGCAAAUCUCUUCUGGAGCGUCCGUCAAGUCUCGCUUCGACAGACCGGGCAGAUAGGAGCAAUAGUUGUAACGUCCGAAUCACGAACUGCCCGUCUCGUCGAUGACGCUUCAUGCUCUCUUUACUUGAUAAGAAUUAUCGCUUGUAUACCUUCCUCUUCUCCUGUCCUAUUUGGAUGAACGAUCGAUCCUGCGUCAUCGGCCAGCUGAGCCGAUUGGAAAAUUCUCAUACCGGUGAUGAUCAGGCAAAACCUACCCUGUCCAAGUCACAACUCCAAUUACCGGGCAGCAGCUAGAGAAGAAACAGCCCUGAACGAUCGCCGAUUUCUUCCAGAGAUCAGUCGAGCAGUGACGAGUUGUUAAUCCUGCUCUUCUUCUUCUUCCGAUACGCUCGAUGACAGCCUCUAAUUACCGCGACACGCAGACCCGGUUACCAUGAAAAUCCGCGCACGCAUGAGAUCUUGACCAGUCAUCGUUGCCUAGAAACUCCGUUCGGAACUUCUCAAUAGAGAAUCCGACGUAACGAUCAAUGAAUAGCACGCUCAACCGUGGAUAGCUUUUGGAAUCAGUAUAGAAGCUGUGAAAAGCGAGUGACCGCGGGUAGAAAUGAUUACGAGGCUAGUAGCUGGAAGCAAUUAGGCGAUCAAAGAGGCAAGCUCGAUCGAUUAUCUUUCAGCUUCGUCAUCCUUCAUUCAUAAUAGCGCAUAAUCUCCCCUUUUUUCUGGCGAAUCCUUCCUUCUUCCUGUUCCUCUUUCUCUUUCAAUCCCGGUUUUUCCUGUCGGUUCGUACACCAAACGAGACGGGAUAAAGCGAAACGAGCCGAAGCGGGACGAGAGGCGUGGCGUGGCUUCGAAGGUGAUGGAGGUCGACGUGUACUUGCUACGUAGGAUACGGCACCGGUGCGGAUUCUAAUUAGCAUUGGGAAUCGAGCAUGAUUAUGCAGAUGCUCCAAGUGGGAUAUCAACAGGAGGAACGGGUGGGGUGGCCCGAUGGGGUGGGUCACGCUGAGACAGCCUGCUCCAAGAUGGAACAGGAUGAAACAGUAGGAGACACCGGUAGGCUGAAGGAGAGAGAGCAAUGCGCGUAAAGGGGUUGCCGGAAGGUUAAUUGCCUCUUGCGGUGUCUCGGGGUUAAGCUAAGCUUCGUACGGGGUUAGAUGAGAAUUCGGGAGCAAGAAGGGUCGGAAAACGAGAUGGCGUCGGAUCGCAUCCAGGAUACCCAUCUAGGACCACGUAAACGGUAUCCCCUUUAGACUUAACCUUAGCCACCAUUCGACCCUCCACACUGGUCAAGUUAAUUUACAUCCGGACACGUGAUCCCAUCAAUCUGGACCAACGUGCUCUGAACCAUAACACCGACACCUGAUCAACGAGAUUUCCUAUGGUCCUCGGGUACGUUUUUACAGGAUAAUAAAUCUCUACAUUUGAUGCCAUGACGCAACAACAUGCUAUCUCCAUUAUGGGUACCCACAAAUUACAACAUGAAGCUUUUACUUUCAUAAAAUAUUUAAUUAUGUACAUCAGUAUCUUCAAUUUUAAACAAUCGUCAGUAUUUUGUUCAGACUUAGAGAGGUUUGAAUUGUUAAAGACAUACUUGAAAUGUGAAGAUUAGGUUAGACUAGUUCAACAUGUCUUCAGAACCUGUAGAUGUUUAAUUAGAUGUAACUUCGUUUCACGUCAUCAACCAUAGCUUAACACACUCCAAAUAAUUUGAUAAGCUUGUACUCGAGAUUGUAGCCUCAAUAUUUUGCUAAAGAAGCAAAUGUCUGAAGCUGAGGGUGCUCAUAAUGGAACUAGGCAAAUGUCAUGACUUUAAUCACCAGACCUAGAAAUUUCGCUUAAAUGAUUAAACUUUAAUCUCAUCAAAUGGGAUCAUUUCUAAUGUUAUUCAAGAUGAAGACUAGAUUAUUACAUUGUAAUAAGUUCAUUUUGAAAAUUCAUUUGAGACUUUGGGUUCACAUACGAGCAAGUGUGGUUUACAUCCUAAUUUUUGUUCGUCAAGUUUUCCCGAAAAGAUUCAAUUAAUUUCAUUUCACAAAACUUGCACAAUCUCGCGUAUUUCUGCAAGUUCUAACCCAGUUCAGAAACGUAGAAAUUCCUUGAUUUUCUUCUUCGACUUAAAGUUUCGGACAUACUAAAACUGUAAGUUACGAAGAAGCGAUAUCGAACGAAAAAUGUCGACAGCCAAAAGUCAUGAUUUUUAGUAUCACGUGCAAACGUACCCUAACCGCUAGGUCUUUGUAUCGACCCGACUGGAUGUGGGGAAGCUGAAAGUUCGGUCGAAAGCGUUUGUACAAGGGAAUAACUUUAUUGCGAAAAUUUUCGAGCCACCGCUGCCGUAUUACCGGACGAACGUUUACGUUCGAGAAGUUAUCCCGACAUUUUGCUUGGAUCCGAGAUGAAAUAUACCAGGGAAGUUAUAACGGGGAGUCGAUCUUAACUUUCAAACAUGGAUCCAACGUGCAAACGUCGUAACAGGGCGCAGAGACAGUACAUUUGAACGGGUUACAUUUCGUGGAGGAAUUGCUAUUUAACAUAACAAGUCUUACUAACUUACCAAAAGCUGACUAAGUUUCAUACGAGGCACGAGUUUUACGCGGGCCAAAGGAAGACAUCGGGUAACUGGGAGAUGUGACGGGGAAUUUGUACUGGAUGUUUCAAAAUCAAUUAUGUGAUCACAGAAGUAAUUUGAUUAACUCAGCUGGAUUAUUUGGAUUUAUAUCAAAUUACAGAAUAGUUUUGUACAGAUUUUAUACAUUUUUUACAAGUUAUUUUGCUGUUUGCUUUCGGUUGUUUCUACAGUUAGGUAUAUUGCAAUAAAUGUCUGAGAAGGAAUGAUGGUGGAAUAAUGAAAAUUGUAAAGUUUUGAGGCAUACUUAUUUGAAGGAAAGAGUUUUAAACACGUGAUAAAUUAGU
Molecule: messenger RNA, 5471 nt
Organism: Megachile rotundata (alfalfa leafcutting bee)
Lineage: Eukaryota; Metazoa; Arthropoda; Insecta; Hymenoptera; Megachilidae
Gene: neo
Product: ZP and PAN domain-containing protein neyo
Biological process (GO): anatomical structure morphogenesis
Source: RefSeq, a predicted model, not a curated record